Molecule: messenger RNA, 411 nt
Organism: Monoraphidium neglectum
Lineage: Eukaryota; Viridiplantae; Chlorophyta; Chlorophyceae; Sphaeropleales; Selenastraceae
Exons: 2
Coding region: 1-411 (136 amino acids)
Source: RefSeq, a predicted model, not a curated record
AUGGCCGGCGCCAUGCCCUUCACGGGUGCCGUGUUCAUCGUCGUCAUUGUGACCUGGAUCCGUGCCACCCUCGGACUCCACAAGCAGAUGCAGGAGACCGAGAGGCUCCGCCUCGCCGAGGCCGCCGAGGUGGCGCGCGCAGCGCAGCGGGAGCGCGCGGCGGCGGCGGACGCGAUCGCACGGCUGUCGCUCGGCCCCAACGGCGGCGGCCACGGUAGCGGCGGCGGCCACGGCGGCCGCGGCAGCCAUGGCGGCGGCGGUCACGGCGGCGGCGGCGGCGCCGCGGCGGGGGCCGCGCCGUCGCCGCAGCCGCCUUCGCUCGCGGACGCGCUCUUCAGUGCGGAGAGCGCGCGGCACGGCGGCCUGAACGGCGCCGCCGCCGCGCCCGGCGCCAACCCUGGCGGCCCCUAG